CCGUUUUCAAGGAGGCGAGGGGGCGGGAACUAGCACGGCGACUUCCCUUCUGUACCAAGAUGGCUGCCACAUCGGCGCUGUCAUUUUGGUGCAGAGCAGCGCGAAGCGCUUAAUCCGACGCGGUUCAGGCCAGAGUCUUUUUCUCUAGGGCUGCUUCGUGCUCAGCCGGCCCCUCAAUCAACCCUUGGGGACCUCUGGUGCCUCUUCGGCAUCCGACACUCAGCCCGGAGUCAUGUCUUGGGCCGCUCGCCCGCCCUUCCUCCCCCAGCGGCAUGCCGCAGGGCAGUGUGGGCCGGUGGGGGUGCGAAAAGAAAUGCAUUGUGGGGUCGCGUCCCGGUGGCGGCGGCGACGGCCCUGGCUGGAUCCUGCGGCGGCGGCGGCGGCGGCGGCCGGAGAACAACAAACCCCGGAGCCGGAGCCGGGGGAGACUGGACGGGACGGGAUGGGCGACAGCGGGCGGGACUCCCGAAGCCCAGACAGUUCCUCCCCAAAUCCUCUUUCCCAGGGGGCCCCUCCCCAUUCUCCUCCUGGGCCACCUCUACCCCCUUCAGCAGCCCCUUCCCUUGGAGGCUCUGGGGCCCCACCCCCACCCCCGAUGCCACCCCCUCCCCUGGGCUCCCCCUUCCCUGUCAUCAGCUCUUCCAUGGGCUCCCCUGGCCUGCCCCCUCCAGCUCCCCCAGGAUUCUCCGGGCCUGUCAGCAGUCCCCAGAUUAACUCAACAGUGUCGCUCCCUGGGGGUGGGUCUGGCACCCCUGAAGAUGUGAAGCCACCAGUCUUAGGGGUCCGGGGCCUGCACUGUCCACCCCCUCCAGGUGGCCCUGGGGCUGGCAAACGGCUAUGUGCAAUCUGCGGGGACCGAAGCUCAGGCAAACACUAUGGCGUUUACAGCUGCGAGGGCUGCAAAGGCUUCUUCAAGCGCACCAUUCGCAAGGACCUGACCUACUCGUGCCGGGACAACAAGGACUGCACAGUGGACAAGCGCCAGCGGAACCGCUGUCAGUACUGCCGCUAUCAGAAGUGCUUGGCCACUGGCAUGAAGAGGGAAGGCCAAAAUUCUUCAUCUUUAAAAAUGGAGACAAGAGCCCUGGCCGGUGUUUCUCGGUGGUUAGAACAUUGGCCUGCACUCCGAAGGGUCCACUGGUUCCAUUCCAGGUCAGGGGCAUGUACCUGUGUUGCAGCGGUACAGGAGGAGCGUCAACGGGGGAAGGACAAGGACGGGGAUGGGGAGGGGGCUGGGGGAGCCCCCGAGGAGAUGCCUGUGGACAGGAUCCUGGAGGCAGAGCUUGCUGUGGAGCAGAAGAGUGACCAGGGCGUUGAGGGUCCUGGGGGAACCGGGGGUAGCGGCAGCAGCCCAAACGACCCUGUGACUAACAUCUGUCAGGCAGCUGACAAGCAGCUAUUCACGCUUGUUGAGUGGGCGAAGAGGAUCCCACACUUUUCCUCCUUGCCUCUGGAUGACCAGGUCAUAUUGCUACGGGCAGGCUGGAAUGAGCUCCUCAUUGCCUCCUUCUCCCAUCGAUCCAUUGAUGUCCGAGAUGGCAUCCUCCUCGCCACAGGUCUUCACGUGCACCGCAACUCAGCCCAUUCUGCAGGCGUGGGAGCCAUCUUUGAUCGGUCCCUCUCCAGGGUGCUGACAGAGCUAGUGUCCAAAAUGCGUGACAUGAGGAUGGACAAGACAGAGCUUGGCUGCCUGAGGGCAAUCAUUCUGUUCAAUCCAGACGCCAAGGGCCUCUCCAACCCCAGUGAGGUGGAGGUCCUGCGGGAGAAAGUGUACGCAUCACUGGAGACCUAUUGCAAACAGAAGUACCCUGAGCAGCAGGGACGGUUUGCCAAGCUGCUGCUACGUCUUCCUGCUCUCAGAUCCAUUGGCCUUAAGUGUCUAGAGCACCUGUUUUUCUUCAAGCUCAUCGGUGACACCCCCAUCGACACCUUCCUCAUGGAGAUGCUCGAGGCGCCCCACCAGCUGGCCUGAGCCCAGACACAGACGUGGUGCUUCCUGCACUUGAGGAGUGCACACCUGAGGGGGACGCCAAGCCUUGGGGCAGGGUGGGGAGGGCCGUGUGCCUGGAGUCUUGGUGGGGUGAGGACUAGGGAGCAGGACUGAGACCUCCAGGGGAUCCAUCAACCCUCCAAGGGGUUUGCUUGAUAUCUCAAGUCAGAGGGGACCCCAGGCCCUUAUGAGAGCUGGACCUCUUCCUUCAGUGGCCUCUAGCCUCUGAGUUGGUCUGGGUCUGCCAUGACUUGGGGUGAGUUCCCACCCCGCCUGGAAUGAUCUCCCCCAGCAGAAAGCACUGGCCUUCUCCCAGGGCCUGGCUUCCUUCUCAUCUUGCCUCACUUAGCUCCCUGUGUGGAGAGUGGAUAUGGGAACUCUCCCAGAGAUGGAUAUUGGGGGGCAGGCCCCCCAAAGUGAUGGACAUGGGAGUAGGGCUCUGACAGGCCUUCCUCUAGCCAAGCCUGGCAGAUCGGGGCUACUCUGUCACUGCCUUCUGUCCGGAGUCACCUCUCGCACGUCACCUCCUGCAGUCAGACUGAGAAAGGAGGUGGUGGUGGUGAAGGGGUGGGUAGAGAUGUAGGAACCCAUCUGCUAUUUUUAAUUUCCUCUGAGGAUAGAGAUUUACAGUUAGACUCAAAGAAGUACUGUACUUCCCCAGGUUGACUAAGAUGCCAGUGGUGGAGGUGGACUGUGGGAAAGGCAGGGCCCCAAGGCGGUGGCCCUGAGGCUCCUGAAGCCCUGGCCUUCUCACCCCUCGCCCGCCCGUCUCUCCCCGCCUGACUGACGGGGACGCCUGACUGACGGGACGGGGCCUGGGCUGCGAUGGCCGGGCUUCCCCAGCCCUGGGCCAGGCCUGCGUGAGGGGAGGUGGCCGGCCCGUAGAGAUGGGGUGCCGGGGCUGCAUGACUUUUGCCCUGCAUUUCUUCUCUCUGGGGUUUCUUUCCCUCUUUCACUCACGUAUAAAAUCGCUUUCAAAUUAAAAUCGCUGUUUUCUGGA
Myotis daubentonii (Daubenton's bat) is the source of this 2990-nucleotide messenger RNA. It is a transcript of the gene RXRB, whose product is annotated as retinoid X receptor beta. The record is from RefSeq and is a predicted model, not a curated record. Gene Ontology annotation, cellular component: nucleus. Gene Ontology annotation, biological process: regulation of DNA-templated transcription. Gene Ontology annotation, molecular function: zinc ion binding; nuclear steroid receptor activity; sequence-specific DNA binding. Lineage: Eukaryota; Metazoa; Chordata; Mammalia; Chiroptera; Vespertilionidae.